This is a messenger RNA of Tympanuchus pallidicinctus (lesser prairie-chicken), 4720 nucleotides long. It is a transcript of the gene SH3D19, whose product is annotated as SH3 domain containing 19. The transcript has 20 exons. The record is from RefSeq and is a predicted model, not a curated record. Gene Ontology annotation, molecular function: protein binding. NCBI's taxonomy places the organism in Eukaryota, Metazoa, Chordata, Aves, Galliformes, Phasianidae. Bases 16 to 3390 code for a protein of 1124 amino acids.
GACGCCGAGCCGCGGAUGGGCAGGAAGGGCAGCCGGCGUCUCCGCUGCCUUUCCUCCUCUCGCCGCCGCCGCCUCCUGCUCGGCAGCCGGCCGCCUCCUCGCCCCAGCUCGCCCCGCCGGCAGGAGCGCGACAGCUCGCGGGCAGGGCGCAGGUGCGAGGCAGGCCCGGCGGGGACGGGCUCGGGGACGAGCGGCCGCGCUGAGGGAGGGCGCCGGCCUCCCCCGCCGUCCUGGGAAGGGGCGGGAGGGCCCCCGGCCGGCUAUGGUAGCCCCUGGCCUUUGAGCGGCGUCGGCCGCGCCCCCUUGCCGAUGGCCGAAGCCUGGAGAUUGGAGGAGGACGAGGAGGAGCUGCGGGAGCUGGGCAGGAGGCACCGCCGGGCCCUGGGCUCGGCAGCAGAUCGCUCUGAAAGAAACAAACCAGACUGCCGCUCUUCAGGCCAAGGACCCUUGUCAUCCAUAAGAGCAGCAAUCAAGAGAUCUUCUCGAACUUCUAGCCACAGUGAACAGCAGAGGGAUAGAAGGCGUCCUGAAAUUACAAUAGUUGCUGCUGAACCCCUGCGGCCAUCCUCCUGGUUUCCAGGUGCAAGUCCUGUUGCUCCUCAAGGAUUAGGAUUCUCUUCUGCUUCACCUCAUGCUCAGUGGAGGACAAAUGAGCUUAUUCCAGCUGAGCUUCCUCCAUCUUAUGAGCAGGUGAUAAAGGAAAUAAAUCAAGUGCAAGUGAAUACAACAAAUAACAAUAAUGCUGCUGCUCCUAGGCAUACCACUUCUUCUGCAACACAAACUGACUUUCCACAGGAAUUAAUCAGCCGUUUGCCAGGAAGUAAUGAGAAGAGCAGUGUGCCUACACACGGGGAAUCUACCAACUAUCCAGUAGGGCCAGGUCUUCUGAAACCUCCUAGGCCUUCUGCACCUCUCUUGAACAGAUCUUCAGAAAAUGAGACUUCCUUAUUAGUUAAUGAAAAUUCCGAAGAUCAGAGGCACCAAGAAAAUCCCAAUGCUGUGAUAUGUCCUGUGCCAAAGCCAAGAUCAAGAAGCAAUCUCAGACCUGUAGUCAAAAAUACUCAAAGUCAGAUAGGAGACAAUGGAGAAGAAGUGAACCAGUCUGACACGAAGAGGCUGCAACUUUCAGUUCAGCAGUCGUCUGUCUUAGAUGAUAGUUUACUAGACAAUCACUUGACAGUGGACAGCAUGAGUACAGGCAAGAGCCAAAGUAGUAUUGUUUCAAGGAUCAAAGUUUUUGAAACCCAAGGAGCUAAUGAUACCUCAGGAUUAUUAAAGAAACCAGAAAUUGCCCCUCGUACAUUCACCACAAGACCUGUACCUGCAAAGAAGCCAGUAAUUGCUCCAAAGCCAGGGGUAGACAGAAUUUCGGGAGAGUGGGAUGCAUGGACAGAAAGCAAACCAAUACCUUCUUCCAGAGAAUUGCAGCUUCAACCUGAAGCUGUUGGGAGUAGUGUUGCAACCAAACCUGAACUGCCAAAGAAACCCAAACCUGGCCUUGAAAAAAGUAGCAGUAGCGAUUUUCUUGAUGCAAAGAGUGGCUCAGUUGCAGACAACAGCCAUGAACAAAGAAAGUUUCCUGUUCCCGCUCCAAGGCCUCUUAUUCCUAAGAAGUCACAUUCUGCAGAAAAUCCUGCCCUUUCUUUGGUCCCUCUAAAACCUAUCUCUGCUCCACCACGGACUUCUGUAUCUGCCCAGGAGAAGGCUUUCAAGUCUGUGGGGGAAUUGUCACCCACAGAGCACUCCUCAGCACCUGCUUCGCAAAGUAAGCUAGAUCUGGGAGGAGAUCUGAUCAGUUUUGAUGAUGAUGUUUUGCCUCUAAGUCCAUCUUGUGCAGUUAAAGACAGCAUCAGUUGUGAAGCAGCAGCAGAUCCAUUCCAGUUCCUUCCCAAAAUCGAACCGGCAAAGGAGCAGGCGGCUCAACCAGCUGUAGCACGGAAACCCACUGUUAUCCGAAUCCCAGCUAAACCUGGAAAAUCUUUAGAUGAAAUCCCACAUAGCCCUCCUCCACUUCCUGCUGAAAAGCCUAUUGGCAACACCUCUGACAUCGCAGUGGGCAAACCCAACAGUGGUGACCUAGUACAAAACAUGGAUUUGAAUAAUUCAGAACAGGCUGGAGCAUCUCAACUAGAACCUGCAUUACCCCCAAGGCCUGUGGAUGGAAAAAUUAUACCAGCUCGACCUCCUCCACCUAAAGGUGUUCCUGGAAGGCCACCUCCACCAAAACUCUCUGCAACCAAGACCUCCUCCCAGAAGGAUGCUCUUUCCCGAUCCACUUCUUACGUUGCUUAUGAUAAAAAGCCAAGCAAGCUCAGAUUGGGACCCAAGAGAACAAAAAGCCAAGUCAUAAAAAAACAAGAUCCAGCUUUACCUCCUAGACCUAGGCCAGGUCAUCCCCUCUACAAUAAAUACAUGCUGUCUGUGCCUCAUGGAGUUGCCAAGGAAAAUUGCCUUCCCAGAAACCGUGGAGAACUGUCUCAUAAGGAUUCAAACAACUCUCCAAAAGUUUCUGACACAAGUGCUCCCCAUGCUGUAGCACUGCAUGAUUUUUCUGCAGAGCACGCUGAUGACUUGGACCUUCGUUCUGGAGAUACUGUUUAUCUUUUGGAGAGAGUUGAUGCCAAGUGGUACAGAGGAAAAUGUGGGAAUCGCACAGGGAUAUUUCCUGCCAGCUUUGUUCAAGUGAUUGUUGAUAUUCCAGAAGAUGGCAAAAGGAAAAAAAUACCCUGCUCCUCACAAUCCAUUAAAGGCCCAAGAUGUGUAGCACGAUUUGAAUACAUUGGAGAUGAGCGAGACGAACUCAGUUUUUCAGAAGGUGAAACAAUUAUCCUUAAAGAAUAUAUAAAUGAAGAGUGGGCCAAAGGAGAGCUCAGAGGCACGUCUGGAAUUUUUCCCUUGAACUUUGUGGAAGUAAUUGAAGAUCUGCCUGAAAAAGGUACAGGAGGAGCACUAAAGAAAAAGGCGGAGGUUUUUUCUCCCCUUCUUCAGAACAACCGAUGCUCAGUAGAAUGGUGUGAAGCACUUCAUGAUUUUACAGCAGAAACCAAAGAUGACUUAUCCUUUAGAAAGGGAGACCACAUCCAAAUACUGGAACAAGUAGAUUCUGAGUGGUAUAGAGGAAGACUGAAUGACAAGGAAGGGAUUUUCCCAGCAGUUUUUGUUCAGACCUGCUCAGCCAGGGUAGAGACAUCACAGUCUCUAGGAGGGAAGAAAAAAAAAGCCCAAGCUCUCUACGAUUUUCAUGGUGAAAAUGAAGAUGAGCUUUCCUUUAAAGCAGGAGAUUUUAUAACAGAGCUGGAAUCUGUAGACAAGGAUUGGAUGAGUGGAGAGAUACAAGGAAGAUCUGGGAUAUUUCCCAAAAACUUCGUUCAGAUUUUAAAAACACCAUGAAGUGUCCUGUCCUUGUACUCCCUGUGUCUGGGAGAGAAUGUUUUCACAAAGACAUCAAUGUAUUCUGACUAUCUAUGUUUUGCACUACUUAUUCUGGACAGUCAUAUGAGUAUCUUAAAGUCAAAAAAGAUUUUAGUCUUUUGUGACCACAUACUUAGUCAUGCUUCAGAAAAGCUCUGAGAGCAAAUACAUGCGCAAUUUUUAGUGGUCUCCAACUAGGGAAAUACUGUGGUGCAACAAGAUUUUAAAUAGUAUUCUGUUAUGUUUACUAUCUGGUAUUACAUUUAUCAUGCACACCCUUUGCAUAAAGUAAGCUUAUUUGAGCUUUUUAAGAACUGUUCAAAGUGAUGUUUUUAAUAUAUAAUUCCAGCAGUCGGUAUGUAGAUCAUGUUCAAUAUUCAGGUUUCUUUACUGCUUGACUCUCACGUUAGCAGGAUUCACUUACGAGUUAGAUAACUUACAGUAGAAAAAUGUCAAAUUAAACUGGUAAGAGGAAAAACUCAAAUCCGUGUGUAGUAUUCUCCUGUUCUUAGCCCAAACAGCUCAAAAAGGGAGAUCAGAAAAUAUUUAAGUAUUUUUCCUCUUAACUAAUAGCACUUACACUGGUUUGAACCAUGUUAAAUGUUUCUGCCCACCUCAAAUAUCUGCUCCAGAUAGAGCCUUAGUUUUCCUACUAUUCCCUCUUCAUCAAGCACCACCCUACCCUUUCCCAGCAGGAGUUGUGACGGACAGCAUUUACUCCAUUUUCUCAGUUCUCUUCCCAGCACAGCUAUACUAUUUCAACAAUUUGCUCCUCCACCCCCUUUUAUUUCAGUGGAAAGUCUGUCUGCAUUCAGUCUACAUUUCAUCUACUGCUCAAGCACUGGAACAUACUUCAGCAACACUAUUCCUAUCUGUAACUUGAAGGAUAUUAUGCAGCCUUGGUUUUGGCUUUCUGCAGGCACAGGGUUAGCUUUCAAGUUGUUAGCACGUACCAGCUAUACCAAGCAUCAUGAUAAAUGGUCUGUCACAGCUUUAAGGAUAAAAUGUCUUGCAAGACGUUGCUUCGAAGAAGCUCAAACAAAAUCAUUUAGUAAAGCAGGAGCAUGGCUUGAGCAACAGCACCUGACCUUGACUGAGGUAGCUGGACCUUCUGACAGUAAAUGCCAUUUUGUGACACUUUCUGACAGAGUUGUUAAAUAAGUCUUGAUUAGCAGAUAAUUUCAGACUGGAGGAGUAAAAAACUUCAUUGCAGUGCUGACAAUAUUCUAUUACUUUUGUACCAUAUAGGAAAAAGAAACAUCAAGUUGUUAUUAUGAGUCAUUACUUCAGAAGCAUAGAUAUGACAACA